CCCCUGCAUUUCCCAGCGAGAAGCUUCAGACAGUUCAGUGUCAGGACUCUUCUCUUCCUCCUCUUAACGCUGGACGACGGCGACCUCGGCUUCCGCGCCGCCGCCGCCGCCGACGAGGAUGGCAUCCUCCGUGACUUUGCCAUUCUCGACGUCGCCGCCGACGAGAAUGGCAUCCUCCUUGUCGUGUUCGUCGCUUCUGCAUCGGCGGCUCUCGCUUCUCCGAGCUCCCUUUCGAUCGCCUCGGCCCGCAUUGCGAUCUCUUUCUCGCUGGCUCGCCGCGCUUCCGCCCACGCCUCCGCCGCCGCCGCCUUCAUCUCCGCCACCGCGCGGACCACCUCGGCGCGCCCCGUCAGGUACUCGUACUCGAACCUGGGGAUCGUGACGUUCCCGGACGACGAGCUCCGCGGCGUCGCGGCCGCGGCGGUGGCCAGCGUCGCGCUCUCGACGAUCGCCUUCAGCCUCGCCGUCGCCGCGGCCUCCGACGCCCUCGCCGCCCCGAGCUCCCUUACCGACUCCCUGAUCCUCUUCUCCGCGGCGGCGAUUUCGGCGUCGAUGUUCUCCGCGUCGGACAUGGCGCGCCGGUUCUCCGUAUCCGCCAGCGUCUUCUCCUUCUCCGCCGCCGCGGCGUCGUCCUCCAGCUGCCGAAGGAUCGCCGCCAGCUUGGAGAUGGUCUCGUCGGCCCUCUCGUCGGCCGCCGUGACGGCCUCGAGGCGAGACCUCGCCUUGAGCAGCUUGGCGUUCAGCUGCUGCACAUGCGCGCUCGCCGCCUUCUCCUGCUCCGUGAGGCGGCGGAUCUCGUCGGUGACACGCGCCGUCUCCCUGCGCGUGCGCUCGAUGGACGCCGUGAACCGGAGGCCCUCCGCCUUGAUGGACUCCAGCUCGAUCCUCGCCGAGCUCAGCUCCGCCUCCGCCGCCUGCAGCGAUGGCUCUUCGUGUUCCACCUCGUGUCCCCUCGACGCCAUUGCAGUGGCAUCCGUUGCUCGUACCACCGCCAGCUCGCUGUGCCAGGAUCCCGCGUCGGAGCUCGCCGUGGCCGCCGUGCCCACGGCGAGCUCGACUAGGACGCCGUGCUCCUCGCUUGCCCCGUCCGCAUCGCGCUCCACGCCACCGCCGCCGCGCGGGCCGGAGCUCACCGCGCUGGACGUAGACGCCUCCGCCUCCGCGUCCCUCCUCCCGGCCGUGCCCUUCGCCGCCAUCGCGGCCAUCACCUCGCGCUGCAGCUUGCGGAGCUCUCCCUUGACGCGGUCGAGCUCCUGCAUCACCUCGCCGUACGCCGUGCCGACGCCCUCUUGGCGAUGAGCCGGAGCGCCGCCGGCUGCCUCGGCGGCGAGGCCUCUCGCCGUCUUCCUCCUGCUGCCGCCGCCGCUCGCACGCGUUCGCUGCCUCUGGAGCUCUGACCUGCGAGACCUCGCCUUGGCAUUGGUCUGCUCGAUCUGGCGCUCCAGCUCCAUGGCCAUGUUCAUCGCCCUCGAUAGCUCGGAUUCUACUCGUGCUUGCUCCUGAUCCUCUGCAAUGGCCUUACGUCGAUGCAAUUUACGCCUGCUUGAUCCAAUCGAUUCUUCGAUUUCAGGAGACAAAUUCUGCAUUUUGAACAGAUAACUUUGAACUACAAAAUAGGAGUAGAACAGAAGGUUUCACCAAUCUGGGAAGGGGACGGAAAUUGCGAAAUUUGGGGAAUUUUGAACAGUAAUUUUGAAAUUUGAACCUUUUCUUUUACUGAUUUUGAGCAUAUUUGUGCUAAAUACGAACAAAUUUGAAAUUUUGGCUAGAAUCUCAUCCUACCGGGAAUGUCCGGGACCAACCGGUAGAACCUACAAUUUUGGCUAGAAUGGGCAGGAUAUUUCCUCCCCAUUCCUUAGAAAUUCCUAUGGAAUGGAUCAUUUUAGAGGAAAAUAAGCAUGAGGUCUCACCUUGUGUUUUCGUCUUCAUGAGUUUUUCCUGUGUGCUAAUUAAACAACAGUUUUGAAACUUUCGUGUAUUUCAAAAUCCCGUAGAAAUCCAAUGAGUAUGAUAGUCUAUUUCUACAUUUUUCCUAUUACUGUGUUUUUCUCAAUCUUGCAUUUCAAAGGGGCCCUUAGAUAUGCAUACAGGCAGUUCAAGGCUUCAAGUACAUGAUAAUAUGAUGUAAUUUUCGGUUUGAGAAAGGCAGGAAAAAAGAUGUGUUUGAGAAGGUACCUUGUGGGAAACUACUCUUCUUCUGCUCUUGCUUGGUCUUCUGACAUCAAUGCUCUGACCAAAGAUGUCCAUGGCGUUUCCCCCUGAUCCACUUCCUACUGAAUUCUCCUCCAUUGCACUCUCCUUCAUCAUGUAAAAUCUCUUGUAACCUGGAGGUGAUAUAUGCUCUAUUGGAGUUGGAGAGAAGCUGUAACUUUGGUCUAGUAUGUAAGUAACGGUGACAAGUGUGGCAUGGCAAUUCCAAGCCUUCCUGCUUGGAAAAAUUCAGAGAAGCUUCACUACAAUACAACCAGGAUGAUCUCACCAUAUCUUCUUCCUGUCACAACUUCCUUCCAGAAAGCAGUGCACUUGGGCCGGCUUCUGUGAUUGUCUCCAGCUCACGGUUUCUUGUUAAGUCAGCUGGCAGUGUAUGGUUUCAUGAAUGGUCUGUGUCUUUCUGGCAGUUUAAGUAUCUUAUUUGCAUUGUCAUUCCUUGACUAAUCAGGCUGACCUAUGCCCAUACCCAAUAAUGACAGCUGCAGUUUCACAUUGUUUUACAUUGUUUUAACUCAUAUCAGAAUUGAAAUGAUUUUUUUUGUGAGUAACCUUGAAAGGUUAUUAGGAAACUUACGCGUAUUUUUUUAAUGUGGAUGCUCUAAUUUUUCUAUGAGAAUUUCAGAAGAUGUGCUUAUUCUUCAAAAGGUUAAUCCCAAGCGAUUUGGCCUUAGCUUCGUGAGUCCAAGAGGAUGCAGUUCGACCCUCGAACACAUAUGCCCCCUUGGUAUCUUAUUCAGCACAUUGGAAUCAAUCUUCUUGUAGAAUUUCUUGAGGUCUUGACCACCUUUGGCAACCAAAUGGUCUACUUCAGUCUCAUAUCUUUCAUACAGCGCAGGCAAAGUGAGAGCACACAAAAACCCUGGUCAAGAAGACACAGUAAAUUGUUAAUGCAUAUGAAAAAUUUUAUUUUACAAGGAUGCCUGUUUGAUUUAUCAUUGCAUUUACUAAGCAGAUAUGAAAAUGUUGUUAUUUUACAUUCAUGAGUGCUUGAUAAGUCAUUGCAUUUACCAUGUUCUGUCCUAAUUAUUCUUGCCCUUGGUCAAAAAAAAAUGUUAUGUCCUAAUUUUGUUUUUGACUUGUUGAAAUUCAGUGUCCCAGCGAUACUUACCAACAUAUAGUAGAGUUGUGAAACUGCAUGUCUCUCCAAUAACUGCCAAUAUCCACAGAGAUCCUAUCACCUAUUUAUGUAACAACAAUGGAGUUAGUUAAUCACCAAAUUAAUUGCAACUGGAAAUUAACUUUUAAAUCCCAAUUCAUGGGGAUAUUUUUGUUGACUACAUAUUAAUAGUUUUUAGAUUGUGAAUUCAUUGCAAAUAUAUAUGAAACAUCGUUGCAACUGUUAUAGGUCUUGCUGUCACUAAAUCAGAAAAAAAAAAGAAACAGCAAAUUUUGAUUGUACCGCAAGGAACUUCCUGAGUUCUUUCCCGCAUGAAAUGUCAUACAGGACUGCUGAAAAGUGCGCCACUUUGGAAUGCAAUGUCAGUGCAAGUUCUCUGAAGGCAUGUUCAGAAACAAUCACUUCUGGGAUCCGUGGAGGUGCCCUGUAAAUCAAGGUUGGUUAGCUGAGAUGUUACUCAGAGACCAAAAGGAAAACAAAUAGGAUAUGGUAGUGCAAACCUGUCAAAGAGAGGUGCAGCAUUGGACCAAAUGAAGAGCACAAGCAUCCCAAGGAGUGCAAUGUGGCAAAGGAGUGUUACUAAGUUGUAUUCAGCCACAUCAAAUAGGAACCAUAUCAAUGUGGCGCCUGCAAGGAUCCCGGCCGAUAAAUUCCUGUCCCUCCAUAGCAUGAUGUCCGCAACUGCAAAAACCAACACAAUGCCAGUGAUCAUGAUCAGACUGAUUCUGAAAUUUGUGAAAUGUUGCUGAAAUAGAAUGUUCAACAUAGACAAACAACCACACCUUUCCGGCCACCCAGGAUCUUAUGAACUGGUUUCUGCCUAUGAAAAAGCCUUAUCACCGGUCGAUCAUCAUCAGAAUCACUCGAAACAUGAGGAACAUUCAUGUUGCCUGAGUUAUUAUUGUGGGAGAUUUGUGUUUGGCUACUAUGGUUAAUUGGUCAGGUUACAUGACUCUUGGCCUUAUAAGCCCUAGGAUACUAGCACAAAGCUGCCUAGUUUCUGAAGGAAAGGAUAGCUUUGUGCUGGGGUACAGAGGAACGAACAGAUACCAGGGCAAGAUUUGCUUCAAACAGAGGUUUACCAACAGCAAAGGAGAUUCUUUUCUAGAGCCUUGAAGCCAAGUUCUACUAGCAACAAACAAAAUUUUAUCACCAGUAGUAUAUUCAUUCUGAUUGCUGAACUUGAGCGUAUUUACCUAGACAGUUAUACUUUACAAAGAGAAGAGGUUCAUAUGCAUUUUGUAGGAUCGGAACAAAAAAAAAACUCGAAAGUGAUCAGUCUUCAACUGAACGAUUGAAGUUGUUGGUUUCAGGUUUCAGACUUUUUUUUUUGGGAUACGCGAGACGCGCUUUUUUUAUUAAGAGGAAUAAAUGUAUUUAUAGAACGGGCCUGAAAAAUAAAAAGAAAGGGACAGGGUACAAGAGAGGGGAAGAGAAAAGUAGAAGCCUAAUCUCCCGAAUAAUUUGGCGACCAAAGAACAAACGAAAGGACUGUCAUGGUCGGUAUGGUUCAGGUUUCAGACUGAACUUUGCUUUUCAUUCCUGAGGUUUUUUUUAGCAUUGGGACUAGAUGGUUCGCGAACAGGAGGAUCUGUCACAACAUUGCUUGACUUGGGUGCCCUGAAUGUGAUUCCUGGGUUGGGCAAGAGGAAGUGCCGUCGCCACUACUGAAAGGCUUCUCGCUUAAUGGAGUUCUGCAUUUGAUAUGUUUACCCUUUUGAACUUUCCAUGUGUUGGAAUAAUACAUUGGGCGUUAAUCAUCAUAUCGAAAUGGUGACGCUUUUUAGGCCUAUGAAUAUGUAGUCUCUGUAUACUUUAUGUGACGGCAUGUACUGUAUACAGUCAGUAAAACGGUGAUUUAAUUUUA
This is a messenger RNA of Oryza sativa Japonica Group (Japanese rice), 5195 nucleotides long. NCBI's taxonomy places the organism in Eukaryota, Viridiplantae, Streptophyta, Magnoliopsida, Poales, Poaceae. The record is from RefSeq and is a predicted model, not a curated record.